CACCCAUUUUGACACACACAUAAAGUGUCCAGUUAACAAAAGUCUAUAUACAUAGUUGGGCAAAAGGAGGAAGUCCAUCUCAGACAGACACGCCAUAUCCUUAAGAAGGAAGUCAAGUAACAAGAUCUUAACUGGGGAAAAGAUGGGAAACGAGCAGUCAGUAAACAUAGAAGAGCUAUCCAAGAAUGGGGCAAUUCCUGAAAAGCAUGAGAAUGGAACCAUGAAUGGCAUCUCUAUAGAAGUCACGUCUGGCGGACUGGAGAUUAAUGGUAAAAGUGAAACUACAGUCUGCCAAAAUGGCAAGGCCCACUCUUUAAACUCUGCCAUACAAUCAACUGAUGUGAUCGUCAAAUCAGAGUGUCAACUUGAUCUUGCCCAAGCUGUUUCUGAAGCUCCUGACACCAAAAUCCAAGCCGUUUCUGAUGCCCCUGACACCAAUAUCCAAGCCGUUUCUGAAGCCUCUGACACCAAUAUCCAAGUCGUUUCUGAAGCCCCUGACACCAACACCCAGAAGGAAGAGGUCAAGAAAAGCAAAGGAGAAAAAGGUCGUCGUCAUUUUGGCAAAUUGUUCAAAAAGAAAUCACAACCUAAAGCUGAACCUGAGACUGUUGAAGAGAAAGAAAAAGAGACACAGAGUGAAGAUCAAACGGAUGUAAGUGUUCCUCCCACUGAGCCACAGCAGGAGACGGCUAACCUAAACCAAGAGCCCGAAUCAUUAAAGGAGCCAGAGAGGGUGACUCCAGUCUCCAGUCCCAAGGAAGAAAACGUUCCUGAAACUGACAACGGAGACAGUGAGCCCGUGGAAAGCAAAGAGGAGAGUAACCCAGAAGAGAAUCCAGUUAUGAACUUCUUCAAAACCCUAGUGACCCCUACUAAAACGUCCAAAAAGGAAACGGCUACUCCCGAUGCCGCUAAAGAUAAGUCCCAGAAGGAGACCCAACCAGCGGCAACCACUACUGUUGCACAAAUAUCUGAACCGCCUGCAGCACCCAAAGGAAUGUCUGUCCCACCACCCCCACCUCCAGAGCCGCCGAAAAUGGAAAUCAAAGGAGAGCCAACUGCCAAACCUGUAAAGGCCUCGGUGAAAGAAGAACCUAAAGCUGCUGGAAAGGCUCCUGUGUCCUCGAAAGGAAAAUCAGCCAAAGAUACUCUGAGCAAAUUUUUCCGCCAGAAGACGGUGGAUUCCUCAAAAGCUGGCACCCAGGAGGCUGCUGCAAAACCAGAGCCGCCACCACCUGCUCAGGAAGAAAAGAAAAGCGCCUCAAAAUCCCCGUUCCUUUCUUUCUUCAAGCCCCAAGUACUAUUAGAUCACAUGACCACAAAAGUCCAGGCAGCCUCCACAAGUGGAGUUCGGCUCCUCAGGAAAACUACUGGACUGGCUGCUGAGCCCAAGAAGGUGACCCCAACCCCACCUGCAGCGGCGGAGGCAGCUCAAGCAGUUAAAGCCAAGGAGGAACCUAAAGUGGCAGCCAAGUCUUCAGAGCAAGCUGCAGAUAACAAACCUGCUUCCGUGCCUUCCCAAGCUGGCGAUGAUGCAGCCUGUGUGCCCAAAAAACUGGAAAAGAGGAACUCCAUUCAGCUAUUCUUUAAAAAUCUGACUCAGAAACGUCCUUCUACAGACGCCGGAGUCCAGACAGAGCCACUGACCGCUGCUCAAGGAGCUGAGAAAGCCAAAUGAGACCAGAAGCAACCCUUACGUUUUCCUGUACAGUCUCCUUCUCACUUGUACUCAGUCCUUCUUUUUCUCUCUUAUCACCUUCUUGAAUUCCCCGAGUUACUUUGAUUACUUUGUUUUUUAAUUGUUACUGCUUAAAAGUCACCAUAGCAAAGGUAAGGUUUUGGAAGAAUAAAGGAAAGUGGACAGAACAGUUAGCAGGGAGUUGAACUUGUGGAGAUUUAAAAUGGUCAGAGGUUGUUUGGACAUAUUUUUUGUCACAUAAAUGUGAUGUGAUAAAACGUUUUCUACAGACGUUCAAAAUGACUUUUCUCUGUUUUGCAAUCUAACAUACUGGGCUUAUGCAAUAUAUAGUGCCAUGCUUUGCCUUGAACAACUAUUUUGUGUUAAAUCGAUAAAACUCAAUGUCAUAUAGGUUCUAUUUUUACACUUCACACCAGAGAAUUCACGCAGUUAAGGUAAUGCAGUGGUUAACAUGAAGGACGUAGGUAUGAGUCAUAGAAAUGCUCUUAAUGGAGCUGGUCUAAGGAGUAUUAAAGUUUAUAUAGCAGAGUGUGCUUACCAAUUUUUGAACUCUAUGCAAGUUAUAUGUGGACUAAAACAAAAAGGUACAUGCCAGAACAGCUAUCUUUUAGCUUAUAUGGGACAUCACAAUCUCUACUGAUCUUUGGGGAGCUGAUUGUAAAUACUCAACAAAUGCUUAAAAAUGCAUGCGAGGUAUUGAAACGGUGUCUUUGUGCAAAUGUGUCCUUGUGGUACGCUCUGCGUUACUCAUAAAUCACAACCGAGAAGCUUUUUAUUUUGAUUUUAGCACUUUGUCUCGCGUCAACUAACGAAAGUUUUCCGGCGUAAGUAAACUGUGUCAGGCGUAUGUGCAAUUAAUGUGACGCUGUAGUUUGUCGUUAUGUAGUGUGCAUGUGAAACUCGAGCUAUCCUGAAGACAAUAAAUGCAAAUAAAUAUACCACAUGCCUG
This is a messenger RNA of Neolamprologus brichardi, 2648 nucleotides long. The record is from RefSeq and is a predicted model, not a curated record. NCBI's taxonomy places the organism in Eukaryota, Metazoa, Chordata, Actinopteri, Cichliformes, Cichlidae.